AUUAAACGUCAUUUCUGUUCGAUCAGCGGUUGGAAUGGUACCUAUAGAACGCUUGAUCGGAAUUUCUCGAAUUGUAUGUGAAUAAUCAAUUACCCAGUCUCAUUGAACAGUGCAAUCAUGGAUGUAGAAGAAUGUCUGAAAGAAUGGGAGGACCUAGUAACGGAUUACAAGCGUUUAGAGUCCAUCAACAAAGAUUAUGCAGCAAAAUUAGAAGAAGUAGGCGAACUGCAGGCAUCAUGCAUGAAGGAACUGAGCCACCAGAGAUAUCGCAUGUCAGUUAUCACAGGAGCACUCAAAAGGCUAGAAAAGAAAGGCGUAACAAAAGAUGAGCGAGUGGCGACGCUGGAGAAGGAGGUCAUGAAGAGGAAAGCUAUGCUGCAUGAGAUAGAAGCCACACUGCCCAAGCAGAACAGCCUGUACCUCCGGAUCAUACUCGGCAACGUUAAUGUAUCUAUUCUUAACAAAAAUGACAAGUUCAAGUACAAAGACGAAUAUGAAAAGUUUAAACUCAUUCUCAGUGUCAUCGCAUUCGUGCUAGCAGUUUUAAAUCUCUAUAUCGACUUCAGACCACUCCAACUGAUCCUAAUAUUCCUCUUGGUCUGGUACUACUGCACGCUGACCAUCCGCGAAAGCAUCCUCAAAGUCAAUGGCUCAAGGAUCAAGGGCUGGUGGCGGCUGCACCACUUCAUCUCCACGGUGGUGGCGGGCAUCCUGCUCAUCUGGCCGCAGAACGUGCCCUGGAGCGAGUUCCGCCACACCUUCAUGUGGUUCAUUGCCUAUAUCAGUGUAGUGCAAUACAUGCAGUUCCGCUACCAGAGCGGCGUGCUGUACCGGCUGAAGGCGCUGGGCGCGCGGCACAACAUGGACAUCACCAUCGAAGGCUUCCACUCCUGGAUGUGGCGCGGCCUGUCCUACCUGCUGCCCUUCCUGUUCGGCGGCUACGUGUUCCAGCUGUACAUCGCUUAUACGCUGUACCAGCUGAGCUACCAUCCUGAGGCCACUUGGCAGGUCCCAGCGUUAAGUAUGUCGUUCCUGCUGACGGGCAUCGGCAACACGGCCACCAUGUUGCGGGUCAUUCCGCAGAAGUUCAACGAGCAGGUGCCUUACCUAGCGGCCAUGUUUCUAGUGUUGCACAUUGGCAACAUGUACACUAUUCUGCGUACUAUGCGGAAGAAAACUAAGAGCGGCUUGAAACUGCGGUACAGACUUCGCGCGAUCGCGUACCGCCUGUCCAAUGAGCUUACCAUAUUGGAACAAAAGUGGCGACCGAAUAAAACGGAACAAAAGACAGAUUGAGACCUUAACUCAGAUUAUUUACAGGAGCCAUAUUAAGUAUAUCUUUUAUAUUAGGAACAAUGAUAACAGUUUAUAUUUUCAUAUUAUCAUGGUGAUUCAUAUUAUAUAAAGAUGCUGUUAUAGUGAUAUAUAAUAAUAUCUUUAUGUUGUAAAUACAAUUAUAUUCAAUAUUA
This is a messenger RNA of Cydia pomonella (codling moth), 1469 nucleotides long. RefSeq names its product transmembrane protein 120 homolog. The record is from RefSeq and is a predicted model, not a curated record. Gene Ontology annotation, cellular component: membrane. Lineage: Eukaryota; Metazoa; Arthropoda; Insecta; Lepidoptera; Tortricidae. The transcript has 9 exons. The coding region runs from base 118 to 1296 and encodes 392 amino acids.